Lathyrus sativus (Indian pea) is the source of this 195-nucleotide messenger RNA. The record is from the annotation of a GenBank genome assembly. Lineage: Eukaryota; Viridiplantae; Streptophyta; Magnoliopsida; Fabales; Fabaceae.
AUGGCUUUGAUUUCAUCUUUCUUCUACUGCUUUGGUCUCUCCUCAAACUUAUCAUCUCAAGUUUCUAAUUAUGAUGAAAAAUCAUCUCAAACAAAAGUUUCAUCUUCAGAGAAACCAAAGAGAAAGGAAAAAUCCAAGGGAGCUCCAAUUAUAGUUUCUUAUUUUCCUGUUAACUCUAAUCUCUCACGUUUGUAG